AUGUCUGGUCGUGGAAAGCAGGGAGGCAAGGCCCGCGCAAAGGCCAAGUCGCGUUCGUCCCGCGCAGGCUUGCAGUUCCCGGUAGGGCGAGUACACCGCCUGCUGCGUAAAGGCAACUACGCCGAAAGGGUGGGGGCCGGCGCGCCCGUCUACAUGGCGGCGGUCCUGGAGUACCUGACCGCCGAAAUCCUGGAGCUGGCCGGCAACGCGGCGCGCGAUAACAAGAAAACGCGCAUCAUCCCUCGUCACCUGCAGCUGGCCAUCCGCAACGACGAAGAGCUGAACAAGCUGUUGGGCAAAGUCACCAUCGCCCAGGGCGGCGUUCUGCCCAACAUCCAGGCCGUUCUAUUACCAAAGAAAACCGAAAGCCAUAAGGCCAAAAGCAAAUAA
Molecule: messenger RNA, 390 nt
Organism: Rangifer tarandus platyrhynchus (Svalbard reindeer)
Lineage: Eukaryota; Metazoa; Chordata; Mammalia; Artiodactyla; Cervidae
Source: the annotation of a GenBank genome assembly